Triticum turgidum subsp. durum (durum wheat) is the source of this 1506-nucleotide messenger RNA. The record is from the annotation of a GenBank genome assembly. Lineage: Eukaryota; Viridiplantae; Streptophyta; Magnoliopsida; Poales; Poaceae.
AUGUCGGUGGGACAAAUCGAUAGUUCGGUACACAUGCGACAUCAGGUCCGGAUUAGCUAUGUUGCUUUAAUGCUCGUGUAUAUAGCUGUUCAUUGUGUGUGGUCAGAGUAUAACCCAGAUCAGUACUUAUGGGAGAGAGAGUUUAUGCUCGCAGGGCGAAUCGGAUGCAGAGCAGACGCAAAUGAAGCCGCUGUAGUACUUCUUCCUUCAAACAUCACAGUUUUCACACUAGACUUUUCCGGUUCAGGUCUAUCGGACGGAGAUUAUGUCAGCCUUGGUUGGCAUGAGAAAGAGGACCUCAAAUGCGCAGUAUCGUUCCUGCGCACCAACAAGCAAGUUUCCCGUAUAGGCCUUUGGGGGCGAUCGAUGGGUGCUGUUACAAGCCUACUAUAUGGAGCAGAAGAUCCCUCAAUUGCUGGCAUGGUAUUGGAUAGUGCUUUCACCAACUUGUAUGGCUUGAUGUUGGAACUUGUGGAUGUUUACAAAAUUCGAGUUCCUAAAUUCACGGUUAAGAUGGCUGUACAGUACAUGCGACGAACCAUUCAGAAAAGAGCGAAGUUUGACAUAAUGGACCUUAAUGUUGUAAAGCUUGCUCCCAAGACAUUUAUUCCUGCAUUAUUUGGACAUGGUCUGAAUGACAUGUUUAUUCAGCCUCACCACUGUGAUCGUAUUCAUGAAGCAUAUGGGGGGGAUAAAAGUAUGGUAAAAUUUGAGGGUGACCAUAAUUCCCCAAGACCUCAAUCAUACUAUGACUCGGUUUCAAUAUUUUUCUACAACACUCUGCGCCCUCCCCAGUUGCCUGCAUCAGGCUCAAAUAAGCUACAUGUAAAAAUCGGUACCAUGACCAAUGAGAGUUUGUUCUUUGAGAUCAUCAAUGGUCUGAGGGCAGCUAGAACCGAUGCAGGCAGUUCAUCAACAGAUGCACAUGGCUUUCGAAAUGCUACAACUUCGGUAGUCGAAUUACUAUCGGAGAGCGCGAAUCAGUUGUCCAUUAAGAAUGACAGUGACUUGGAUUUCCUCUUAGAUGAGAAUCAUAACCUAUCUGGUGCGGAUGGUGAUAGUGUUGGACUGCAUUUGCAGGAUAAAACCAGUAGGCACAACGAGGAGUCCUGCUCAUACACAAGCUCAAACAGAGAAAGUUGGGGCAGAUGUUCAUCGUUAGGUGCGGCGAGUGAUGGAUCAUUCUCACGCGGCCUUGGUGAUAAGCAUGAGCUAACUCACUCAGAGAAAGGAAGACUCACAGACCUGGUAAUUUGCUCCGCAGAACAUGACGGUAAAUGCUCUGGCCACGCCGCGGAGACACGAACAGAGGAAACUGGCCAAAUCGUCGCCCCCGAAAACGAAGGAGAAGAAGAUCCAUGCCCUGUGGAAGAAGCUCAAGCGCGAGAGGGAGGAGAUGGGGGACAGCCUCUCCCAGCGCCUGAGGAUGUGCCUCGGGCAGUCUCCUCGUCACAGGCGAACCCAAUCGUCAUCUGGACAGCAACUAUAGCUGACACUACACACUGA